Molecule: messenger RNA, 531 nt
Organism: Lachancea thermotolerans CBS 6340
Lineage: Eukaryota; Fungi; Ascomycota; Saccharomycetes; Saccharomycetales; Saccharomycetaceae
Gene: RAD33
Product: Rad33p
Exons: 1
Coding region: 1-531 (176 amino acids)
Source: RefSeq, a predicted model, not a curated record
AUGAACAGGACCAAGAGCAAGGCAUAUAACAGUGUUUCAGAGUUCCUCAAUCCAAAGAUCCCUCCUGAAAUAGAAGAUGACAUCUUAGGGGCCUUUGCCAAUUACAGUAUCGAGUCCGACAUGACUGCGCAAGACCUGCCAGAAUACUUCAAAGAACUUCAAAUGCCCACUGAAAUGACAAAACUGGUCCAACCUCAGGACCUUUGCAUAGAAGGUACCAAGGUAGUGGACUUUGAUAAACUCCUAAAAACCACAUUCCAUUUGUUGAUCUUUAUGAACAAUGCUGAAAUCAUAGAUACACAGUGGCUAAUGCUCGUUCAAGGCUGCGGCAGGGAUACACAGUUUCCCCAAGUCACACUGAGGAACCAUGUUCUUAGCAUCAAAGACUUACAGAAGAUUGCAAAUAGCAUCAAUGUUGAUGGCGGACACUUGAUCGACAUGAUGAGCUGUGCAACACAGGGGAAACGGGUUUAUAUAACAUGGAUGGAUUUUGCAUAUCUACUGGGCAAGUUAGGGCAUCUAGUGUUUUGA